CAGGAGCGGUUCCACUGGAAGGACCUACCCUGGCAGGCCAUCUCUAUAGGUGUAGGAAUCGGAACCUUGUUGUACAAGACCCGCAAGAGCGAAGAGUUGGAGCUUCGCAGGAACAACCUGGCGUAUGUCAACAGCCAACUUUCCCAGCUGUACGGUCCUCUGUACGGCAACAGGCUGGCCAAUCACAGGAGCUACAAGGAGGCUCUCCAGGGUCACGACAACCUGGUGAAAUUUCUCCGGGAAGCCGAGAGAAAAUGGCGGGACCCGGAGACAACGGAUGAAGGGGUACGCUUGUUGACGAGAUGGCGCAAGUUUCUGUUUUACGUCAUGCAUCCGCUGGAUCUGAAGGCUGAGGAAAUCAUACGUGACAACGCACAUCUGUUUGAACACGGAGUUGAGGAGGCCGACCUCUUUCGGAAGUUCGUCUUCCACGUCAACUACGAGAAGAUGAUCGUGGCCAACUGGCAGGAGAAGGGGGAGGUCCUCGGGAGCAAGGAAGUCUUCGAGGAGAGGGAUUUCUCCCGAGAAACCAACGCUGGGAAGUCUGACCUGGAGACUUUUGACAUGUUUGGUCAAGUCGUUAAACAUGUGAAGGAAACGUACGAAAAACUCGUGGAAAGGAAAAAGUCUCUGAUGCGAGAAAUAGAGGAAAGGGGCGGGCACUAAGUUGAAGAUCACUGCAUGAGAACUUGGUUUACAGGUGGCUUUAAAGUGGUGUGGGUUUGGUCCCCGUUGCAGCUUGUUCUGGAACUGCAGGGGACUUUCUGGUGAAUUCUUUUAAAGCCUAUAACGUUAAGUCCAGAUAGGC
Molecule: messenger RNA, 808 nt
Organism: Branchiostoma belcheri (Belcher's lancelet)
Lineage: Eukaryota; Metazoa; Chordata; Leptocardii; Amphioxiformes; Branchiostomatidae
Exons: 1
Source: RefSeq, a predicted model, not a curated record